Molecule: messenger RNA, 2418 nt
Organism: Chaetura pelagica (chimney swift)
Lineage: Eukaryota; Metazoa; Chordata; Aves; Apodiformes; Apodidae
Gene: RHBDF2
Product: rhomboid 5 homolog 2 (Drosophila)
Exons: 19
Biological process (GO): regulation of epidermal growth factor receptor signaling pathway; regulation of protein secretion
Cellular component (GO): endoplasmic reticulum membrane
Molecular function (GO): serine-type endopeptidase activity
Source: RefSeq, a predicted model, not a curated record
AUGUCAGCCAGCGACAAGAACGGGGGCAGCCGCUCCAGCAGCAGCAGCCGCCUGCAGAGCAAGAAACCCCCAAACCUCUCCAUCAUCAUCCCCCCCCGGGACACAGAGGAGGAUGGUGCCCACAAGGAGCCCUCCAAGGUCCCCAUCUACCGGAAGAGCAAGAGCCUGCAGGAGCCCCGCUCGGAGCGCCGCCCCGGCUUCCAGCGCCAGACUUCCCUGUCCCAGAGCAUCCGCAAGGGCACGGCGCAGUGGUUCGGCAUCAGCAGCGACUGGGAGGGCAAGCGGCAGCAGUGGCAGCGCAAGAGCCUGCAGCACUGCAGCAUGAGGUACGGCAAGCUGAAGCCUGCCUAUCGCGACAUGGAGCUGCCCAGCCAGGAGGCCCCCUCCUUCCAAGGCACCGAGUCACCCAAGCCCACCAAGAUGCCCAAGAUCGUGGACCCGCUGGCCAGGGGCCGACCCUUCCGCCAUCCCGACGAGGCCGACCGUCCCCACACGCCCCACCACGUCCUGCCCCCACUCACCCCUGGUGUCAUCUCCUUGGCAUCCUUCAACAGCAUCCGCUCGGGCUACGGCCGCCUGCCGCGCAGGAAGAGGGAGUCUGUCGCCCACAUGAGCUUCAAGGCAGCUGCAGCCCUUCUCCGCGGACGCUCUGUCCUGGAGCCACUGGCUCCCAAGCAGAGGAGCAACAAGAGGAGCUUCGUGUACCCCAGCUCCAUGGAUGACGACGUCGUGGAUGCUGCUGAUACCCUGGACUCGUCCUUCUUCAGUAAGGCAAGCACAUAUUCCAUGCCUGAUGAUGUCUUUGAGUCACCACCUCUAUCAGCCACGUAUUUACGCAUGCACCCAGUGGGGGAGGAUGCCAGGCUGUCUCCUGAGGGCACCCGGCUGCCCUCGGCCCCCGGCGGCCCGGCCACGCGGCGGGGCAGGCGCAUCGCGUCCAAGGUCAAGCACUUCGCCUUCGACCGCAAGAAACGCUACUACGGGCUGGGGGUGGUGGGCAAGUGGCUGAACAGGACGUACCGUCGCAGCCUCAGCAGCAUUGUGCAGUCCCAGCUGGAGAUCACCGACAGCCACCGGCCAUAUUUCACCUACUGGAUCACCUUUGUCCACAUCCUCAUCACCUUGCUGGUCAUCGGCACCUACGGCAUCGCCCCCAUCGGCUUCGCCCAGCACGUGACGACAGAGUUAGUGCUGAGGAACAAGGGUGUCUAUGAGAGUGUCAAGUACAUCCAGCAGGAAAACUUCUGGAUUGGGCCCAGUUCGAUCGACCUGAUCCACCUGGGAGCCAAGUUCUCCCCCUGCAUCCGGAAGGACAGGCAGGUGGAGAGGCUGAUCCACCGGGAGCGGGCCCGGGAGCGCGGCUCCGGCUGCUGCGUCCAGAACGACAACUCCGGCUGCAUCCAGACCCUGCCGCAGGACUGCUCGGAGACGCUGGCGACGUUCAUCAAGUGGCCGGGCAGCAACGCGCCCGCCCUGGGCGCGGGUGGGAAGCGGACAUCGGGGGCCGUGUGUCACCAGGACCCCAGGUAGGAGGGGUGGCAUGUGUGGCCAGAGGACAGCACCAGGUGGCCGAUCUGCACCUACGAGACCAAAACCAACCACACGGGCUUGGCCCACAUGGACUGCGAGGUCAAGGGCAGGCCCUGCUGCAUCGGCACCAAGGGCAGCUGCGAGAUCACCACCCGGGAAUACUGCGAGUUCAUGCACGGAUACUUCCAUGAGGAGGCAACGCUCUGCUCGCAGGUGCACUGCCUGGACGAGGUCUGUGGCCUCCUGCCAUUCCUCAACCCAGAGGUCCCUGACCAGUUCUACCGCCUGUGGCUGUCCCUGUUCCUGCAUGCUGGCAUCAUCCACUGCCUGGUGUCGGUGACUUUCCAGAUGACAGUUCUGAGGGACCUGGAGAAGCUGGCAGGCUGGCAUCGCAUCUCCAUCAUUUUCAUCCUCAGUGGCAUCACGGGCAAUCUGGCCAGUGCCAUCUUCCUGCCCUACAGGGGGGAAGUGGGCCCCGCUGGGUCCCAGUUCGGCUUGCUGGCCUGCCUCUUUGUGGAGCUCUUCCAGAGCUGGCAAGUACUGGAAAAACCCUGGAAAGCCUUCCUCAACCUCUUCGGCAUCGUCCUCUUCCUCUUCAUCUGUGGCCUCUUGCCGUGGAUCGAUAACAUCGCUCACCUCUUCGGCUUCCUCAGCGGCCUCCUCCUCUCCUUCGCCUUCCUGCCCUACAUCACCUUCGGCACGGUGGACAAGUACCGCAAGCGAGCCAUGAUCAUCGUCUCCCUGCUGGUCUUCGUGGGGCUCUUUGCCUCCCUGGUGGUCUGGCUCUACGUCUACCCCAUCAACUGGCGCUGGGUGGAGUAUCUCACCUGCCUGCCCUUCACCAGCAAGUUCUGCGAGAAGUACGAGCUGGAGCAGGUCCUGCACUGA